ACAUCGAAAUUCGACGGAGAAGCCUGGUUGGUGCUUGCCCGUCCAAUGCUGUUGCGAAAUAAACAAACAACAAAAGAGCCUUUUCUCCUCUGUCGCCUUGAAGCCCUAAACGGCUGGCGCAACAUUCUUUCUUCAAUCCUUGACUUGGAUUCGUAAUCCCUCUUGCUUUUCUUCUGCCCAUUUGUUCUUCUUCCACUCCCAGCACCGCGGUUCGGCCGCAUUGGAGCGUCACACUAGCUGCUCCCUGUUCAGGUACCUCAAACCGCACAAGGGAAUCGAUACACCCCUGGCUCCCUUCCCCCCUUGCACCCACAGCGUCAGCUCAGCUGUGAGAAGGACGGGCAUUCUCGGCCGCUGGACGACGCCCAACCCAGGCGCCCACUCCCUUGCUUGCUCCGAAGCUUCGCGACUUUUCGCGACCAUUUCGAUUUAGUGAUCGUAUCCGACUACACAAACCCCAGGCAUUGUAACGAUUUUACUACCUGGUGGUCAAGGUCCAAACGCGUUCUAGAUCACGACAAGGCGCUACACCCCGCGAAGCUGAUAGUUACCCCGAUCCGCAAUCUCUCGCACAAAACCUCGCAACAGACGACCAAGCCACGUCGAGUGGCUCGAAGUCGGUUCGUGGCAGCUUCGACACCGGCAACGUAGCCACAAUCCGCUGCGCCCUCGCCCAUUGUAUAGUUGCAUAACAUGGGGGAUAGGGACCGGGAUUACGAGGAGGGGUCUCCUGACCCGGAGUCCCUCUACACCAAGGAAUACUGCAUUGGUGGAGGAAGCUUUGGAAAGGUCUACAAAGGAGUGGAUAAGCGAACAGGCCAUGCAGUUGCCAUCAAGAUCAUUGACAUCGAGAGCGCCGAAGACGAGGUCGAGGACAUCAUACAAGAGAUUGCGAUUCUGUCAGAGCUCCAGUCACCAUAUGUCACCAAGUAUUAUGGAUCAUACGCAAAGGGGGCCGAGCUGUGGAUCGUCAUGGAGUUCUGCUCCGGCGGAAGCUGCGCUGACCUCAUGAAGCCUGGCUUGAUUGGCGAGGAGUACAUCGCCAUCGUCGUCCGGGAGCUCUUGCUGGGGUUAGACUACCUCCACGCGGACAAGAAACUUCAUCGAGACGUCAAAGCUGCCAAUGUGUUACUUGCGGCCAAUGGACAAGUCAAGCUGGCAGAUUUUGGCGUUUCGGGCCAGUUGAGCGCCACCAUGACCAAGAAGAACACAUUCGUGGGCACACCCUUCUGGAUGGCGCCCGAAGUGAUAAAACAAAGCGGUUACGAUCACAAGGCAGAUAUUUGGUCACUGGGUAUUACAGCCCUUGAGCUGGCCAAUGGAGAACCACCGUAUGCCGAUAUUCAUCCGAUGAAGGUUCUGUUCUUGAUCCCCAAAAACCCACCCCCGCGCCUUGAAGGAAACUUCACCAAGGCUUUCAAGGACUUUAUCGAGCUAUGUCUGCAGCGCGACCCGAAGGACCGGCCCUCCGCCAGAGAGCUGCUGCGGCAUCCGUUCGUCCGACACGCCAAAAAGACGAGCUACCUGACAGAGUUGAUCGAGCGCCACAGCCGCUGGAGCUCUACGCACAAGAGCGAGAACGAUGAGGAGUUAGACAGUCAGUCAGACGAUGAGCAGCAGCGUCAACAGCAGGCCGCCAACCGGGCGGCAGUCAACGAGGACAUGUGGGACUUUGGUACCGUCAGGCUUGUUGGCGAGCGUGGUCACGUCGUUCACCGCCCGGGAUUGCUCAAUCCCUUGGACGAGGCCGCCACCAAUGCGCGGGCAACAAGGUCCCAUGAGACAGAAUUUGAGCAAAAUCGCCAGCGGUAUCGUAGCGAGAGCCCAACCAAAAGGCUGUCGCAACAGCAGUUGGAUAACGACACGGUUAAGUCGAGACAGGUCAGCCCGCAGAGGAGACCAGUUCCGAGCUCUCCAGGGAAAACAACAGUGCAAAAGAUAGAAAGAGAGCCAGAGACACCGAGAGCGGUCUUGAAGCCAGCCCCUAUUAGCUUUGAUAGUGCGCCCUCGCCAGACUACGACAGAGAGCUACAAAAGCAAUUACAGCGCGAGAUGGAUGGGAUGAACAUCGGUGAUAUGAUAGAUCCCGGUCAUAAGGAUAGGACGGGAUUGAUACCAAAGACAGGACCGGCUUCUUCACAAGCUCAGAAGCCGAUUGCCCAUCUAGGCCCAAUCAAGCUGCCAGAGAUACCGCCAUUCCGUGGUAAACACGCAGGGUCCAGUCAGCCGGCAGCACAGCCACAAACACGCCAAUACCAACCACCACAACCAAGGCAAAUGCAACAGCAGGAGCUUCCUCCUCACCCACCGUACCGAGCACGAGACGAUACCCCUGAGCCACCACAGCACCAACAGUUACCCACGCCACGACCCUUACAAACACAAGCACUACAGUACCAACAGCAGCAGCAGCAGCAACCAGGGACACCACAGCACCAAGACUUCCCCUCGCCGGCGCCGGCGCCGCCCAAUGGGGAGAUGGACGCUCUCAACGAUGUCAUCUUCCCAGCGCUUGAGGAGGCACUCAAAAGGCGGCAGAUCCGACUGCAGCAACAAAUCCAAGCGAUGCCACCCGGCGCAGCUUCGCAGUUUGCCGGCGGUGCCCCCGCUCCCACCCCGCGACAGCAGCGGGCAGAGGCAGCGCACGAAAAGAUACGGAAGCUUGUGUACCGGGUCGCGCACAUGUGCAAGGAGAUCGACCACUAUGACAAGUCUGAGCCGGUUCAUAUGGACACGGGUAAGGACGCAGGGGGCACCUUUCUUGAGGGAUUCCUAGAGGAAAUCAUGUUGAGGGUCGAACCUUUUGAUGAAGGUGAGGGUUGAACAAGGUGCAUCAUCUACUUGUAUCUGCUUUUUUCGGGUUUCCUUCGGCGUCGUUGAGACCAGCUUUGACUUGUGUUUGGGUUGCCUAGUCGGACAUGCAGGGCCUCUGGAGUUAUGUGAGAAGCUCAUGGGAAUUUUAUCUUUGGCGGAUGACAGAGCUUGCCUGGUUUCUUUGGUGUCUUAUUCUAGACAAUCGGCAUAUACAGCUUUAUUCGUUGUCUGAUUCACUUUGAGCGUCAAUUAUGAGUGUUGUGUCUUCUAAUUCUAAAUGUUACAAAAGACUCUGCGUUGACUGGUACUGUACCUGUUCCCAGGCGACACCACGAGGAGGUCCAGAGUCAUUGGUCACCCAACAAAGAUGCUUUGUGAGAAGAGGGAAAAGAAACUGCCAAAAGGUGGCAGAAAAGUAACCAAGUCAUCUGGAGAUAUUACAAGAUCAAUCAAACAUGCUCAGGUCGUACCCUUUACAAUGUCCAAUUUGACCUUUGCCGUCCUCUGGGCCGUUUAAACCUGCUUG
This is a messenger RNA of Pyricularia oryzae 70-15, 3340 nucleotides long. Its product is annotated as STE/STE20/YSK protein kinase. The record is from RefSeq and is a predicted model, not a curated record. The transcript is spliced from 4 exons. Lineage: Eukaryota; Fungi; Ascomycota; Sordariomycetes; Magnaporthales; Pyriculariaceae. Bases 694 to 2823 code for a protein of 709 amino acids. Gene Ontology annotation, biological process: protein phosphorylation. Gene Ontology annotation, molecular function: ATP binding; protein kinase activity.